AUGGCGAUCAGCUUCCAUCUUCCUUUUAUGAUGCACGACCACAUGGAAAGAUUCAAGUUCUGUGGCAAACUCUGCGACCUCGUGAUGCAUAAACUUUAUGUGCAGCUGCGCAUGACAGAGGAAGGUGACAAAUCUGAGGAACGGUUCCAGAUUGUGGUGUCAUCAGAGGAGUGUGAGCACAGGGCCACAAUUCUUAGUUCUCUGCCAACUCUCUGGUACCUGUUCAGUGAUGUUCUGAAUCUGUCGCACUUGUUCCCAACAGGGCCAAGGAGCCACAGCCGACUCACUGGGGAAUCAGAACUGAGGAUCAUCCUCAUCGGUAAGAGUGGAGGUGGGAAAAGUGCCACAGGAAACACCAUCCUCGAGGACAAGAAGUUUGAGUCUGUACUGGCCCCAACACCCACUACUCAGACAUGUAGUGAAGGCAGCAGGGACUGGAAAGGAAGGAAAGUUGUGGUUAUUGACACGCCUGCUAUUUUUGACACCAAGGACUCUGAUGAACAAACCACCCUUGAGAUCAGUCACUGUGUCGCGCUUUCCUCCCCAGGCCCCCACGCUCUGGUGCUGGUGACCCAGCUGGGCCGUUUCACUGAGGAAGAUCAGCUCGCCGUGAGGAGAGUACAAGAGAUUUUUGGCCCCGAGAUCAUGAAGUUCACAAUCGUCUUAUUCACCCGCAGAGAAGACUUAAGGAGUGGAACCCUGGAGGAGUACAUCUUCCACCCGGAUAACAAACAGCUUCUGCAGCUGAACGAACAGUGUCAGGGCCGAUACUGCGCUUUCAACAAUAAAGCUACGUGGGUGGAACGGGCUGCCCAGGCUGACGAGCUGAUGACUAGGAUUGCUCAUAUAGUGCAGAGGAGGAAUGACCAACAGUUCUACACCAAUGAGGUGUAUGAAAAGGCUGAGAAGCUUCCAAAGGUAAAAGCCAUGUUUUGUGAGAAAGAUGAAAGACCAUGGUGUGCAGAAGGGGAGGCUGAGCUGAGAGAAUUGAUAGAUACACAGAAAUCCUUUGAGAAAAAACAAAAAUCCAAGGUUAAGAAAAAUAAUUCUUCGUAUGGCUCAUCGCCAUGUCUGAUAUCAUAG
Chelonoidis abingdonii (Abingdon island giant tortoise) is the source of this 1083-nucleotide messenger RNA. The record is from RefSeq and is a predicted model, not a curated record. NCBI's taxonomy places the organism in Eukaryota, Metazoa, Chordata, Testudines, Testudinidae.